This is a messenger RNA of Ostertagia ostertagi, 339 nucleotides long. The record is from the annotation of a GenBank genome assembly. NCBI's taxonomy places the organism in Eukaryota, Metazoa, Nematoda, Chromadorea, Rhabditida, Trichostrongylidae.
AUGGGAUUCUCGAUUCAGCGGUGGAUGUUGGACUAUGUGACACCACCGUGUGAUCUGACUAACGUUUACUAUGCAGAAUUUCUUCGUGGUCUGAUAUAUUUUCAGACAAACAGCGCCUUCGAGACCACUCAGCAGUUGAAGAGACGUAUUGUUGAAAGAACAUUCGUUCAACAGGUAACCCUUCAAGGUGCAUUAUAUGUGGCUGAAUUGGUGACAUACUUCUAUGUUGCCAACUAUUUUCCUGUUAGUAAUGAUCAUGUCGUCGGAGAUCCGAACAGAUGGCCGAAUUUUUUGCUUACCACCUAUGCAUGGAUACUCGUACACACGUUGGAUGGGUGA